AUGUCUGAAUUGUCGGGUGGUCUGUGGAGGAACCUGAUUGCCAUCCAGAUAUACGGCGCCAACACCGGCGUGGGGAAGACGGUCGCUUCCACAUUGUUGGGAGCACACUUUGCCAAUAGGAAGAAGUCGACAAAGUACAACAUUCAUUACAUCAAGCCUGUAUCUACGGGGCCGAACAGUGAUCGAGAUGAUAACUAUGUGAAGCUGUACGCGAGACAGCCGACUGUGUCGACGCUCUUCCAAUUCGAUGAUCCUGUGAGCCCGCAUGUUGCGGCGAGGAGGUUCGGUCAUGUGCCCACUGAUGGUGCCGUUCUGGCACGGCUGAACGCCGAACUCGACAAGAUUGCCCAUGCAACCCCCAAGCAACAAGGUUUCAAGGACAUAACGUUCGUCGAAACCGCAGGCGGAGUCCUGAGCCCUGGACCGUCUGGAACUCCCCAGGCCGAUAUAUACCGACCCCUUCGACUGCCCGUUGUCCUCAUCGGCGACCAUCGACUGGGAGGCAUCGCGUCCACGAUAUCAGCAGCCGAAUCGCUCCUGAUGCGAGGCUACGACAUCGACGCCGUAGUCUGCUUCAACGACGACUCGACAUUCGAAAACGCACAGUACCUCCAGCAAUACUUCGACAAACUCGGCGUCGGCGCGUUCCAACUCCCCUGGAUCCCCAAGCUCGAGGGCGUCUCGCGCGAGGAAGAGACGCACAAGAUGAAGCAGUACUACGACACGAACAGCAGACAAGAAGGCGCCUCCCUUCUCGGCGACCGCAUCAUCAACCGCCACAUGGACCGUCUGAAGAACAUGAGCACCAUGGCCAGCCGCACGCAAAGCGCAGUGUGGCACCCUUUCACGCAGCACAAGCACAUCGAGAAGGCGGAUGAUAUUUUAGUCUUCGACUCUGCGUAUGGUGAUUUCUUCCAAGCAAAGCAUACCGCGAAGUCCGAUGGAUCUCUCUUGUACCCGGCCUUCGACGGCUCUGCGUCGUGGUGGACGCAAGGUUUGGGACAUGGAAAUCCGCAAUUGUCUCUCGCGGCUGCGUAUGCUGCUGGGAGAUACGGACACGUCAUGUUUGCUGGCGCCACCCACGAGCCCGCUCUGACUCUCGCGGAACGCCUGUUGAAAGACAUUGGAAAUCCCCGCUUAACAAAGGUCUUCUACACUGACAACGGAAGCACCGCACUCGAGGUCGGCAUCAAGAUGGGCCUGAGGGCAGCAUGUAAGAGAUAUGACUGGGACGGAUCGCAGGAGAACAUCGGCGUCCUGGGGUUGAAGGGUAGCUACCACGGGGACACGAUCGGUGCCAUGGACGCCUCCGAGCCAUGCGUGUAUAACAAGAAGGUCGACUGGUACCGGGGCCGCGGAUACUGGUUUGAUUUCCCGACUGUCAAGAUGACCCAGGGACGAUGGGUUGUCGAGCCGCCAGCAGGAAUGGAGAACGAUUUUGGAUCGGCGCAGAGCUUCGACUCGCUCGAUGAAGUCUUCGAUUUCCAGUCGAGGACAUCGCGGCAGAAGUAUGAGCAAUACAUCACCAGCGUACUAGACGAUCUGGUCGGAACCCAAGGAAGGAAGUUCGGUACCCUCCUCAUGGAGCCCAUCAUCCUCGGCGCCGGAGGCAUGCUCUUCGUGGACCCCCUCUUCCAGCGCACUCUCGUAGAUGUAGUCCGCAAGUACACCUUCUCCCCCACCUCCUCCCCCAUCCCAGAAGACCAAGCCACAUGGACCGGCCUCCCCGUCGUUUUCGACGAGGUAUUCACCGGCCUGUACCGCCUGGGCCGCUACACCGCGGCGUCCUUCCUCGACGUCCACCCGGACAUCACAUGCAACGCUAAACUCCUGACCGGCGGGUUGCUUCCCCUCAGCGUCACCGUCGCGAGCAGUUCUAUCUUCGAGGCGUUCUGGGGAGACGAGAAGUCGGAUGCGCUGUUGCAUGGUCAUAGUUACACGGCGCAUGCGAUUGGGUGCCAUGUCGCUAAUACGAGUCUGAGCGAGAUGGAUAAUCUGCAUCGGGGUGCUGAGUGGCGGGCUUAUAAGGAGGCGUGGGGAAGGGAGGCGGGAGUUGAGCGUGACGGACGAGUGAAUUCUGGGAGCGAGCGUGAGGCGGCGUCCUGGAGUAUGUGGUCGAAGGACACUGUGACGGAGCUUUCGAACCAUGCUCGUGUGGAGGGUGUUAUUGCGCUGGGGUCGGUGCUCGCUGUCACGUUGAAGGAUCUGGCUGGUUCUGGUUAUACAUCGACGGCUGCGUUGUCGCUUCGCGAUGAUCUUUUGAGUGGAGGCGACGAGGACAUCAGGAUCCACUCUCGGGUAUUGGGUAAUGUGUUGUAUUUGAUGGCAAGUAUGACGAGCAAACGAGACGAUUUGAGAGCUAUCGAGAAGGUGUUGCUCAGGAAGCUUGAUGAGGUCUCAUGA
Messenger RNA from Aaosphaeria arxii CBS 175.79, 2403 nucleotides. RefSeq names its product PLP-dependent transferase. The record is from RefSeq and is a predicted model, not a curated record. The coding region runs from base 1 to 2403 and encodes 800 amino acids. NCBI's taxonomy places the organism in Eukaryota, Fungi, Ascomycota, Dothideomycetes, Pleosporales. Gene Ontology annotation, cellular component: mitochondrion. Gene Ontology annotation, molecular function: pyridoxal phosphate binding; ATP binding; S-adenosyl-L-methionine:8-amino-7-oxononanoate transaminase activity. Gene Ontology annotation, biological process: biotin biosynthetic process. The transcript is spliced from 6 exons.